AUGGCAUCGACACCGUCCAUCGACGUGGACUUGAAAGUUCAGCAAGCACUCGAGAGCACCAGGUUCAAAGCAUUGACGCUUAAAAAGCUCCCAGGAGGCUCUGUGAACUGGAUCUAUCUCGCAACUCUGUCGAAGGCCCUCGACGAUGGAACAACAAAGGUUCUGGUCAAGCACGGAGAGACGUAUAUGGCCACCAAGCCAGAUUUUGCACUGACGCUGAUUCGAUGCCAUAUCGAGGUGGAGACCCUCAGAAGUCUAUCUGGCAGUUCAUUGUUCGACAAGUCGACAGAUGCUCAUACCUUUGUCGUCCGAACACCAAACUUAUUCUACUUUGAUGACAAGAGCACGACUCAGAUCCAAGAAUAUCUGCCAAAUGGGAUCGACUUGAAGAGUUAUGUUCUUCAGCAUUUUAGUGCUCCAACUCCACAGCCUCUCGAGCCGAAAUGUCGCCAACUCGGCAAGGCAUUGGGCACAUGGCUCCGAGCUUUUGUCGAAUGGAGUGCACAGCAGGUCAAGCACCGGGAGCUAGUAGCUUUGAACGGGUUCGGCCAGGAGGUUAAACACAUGAUCAAUUUUGCGUGGCUAAAUGACCGUAUAACGGGCUUUCCGGGUAUCCUUGGCGACGUGAAAGAUAUUCUCCAGGAAGUGGAGGACAUGGCAGCCACCGAACGAAAGGAGCAGAGCAAGUAUCAGAUCAUUCAUGGCGACUUUUGGACCGGAAAUAUUGUUCUGCCUAAUGCAUCGAUCGAAGAAGGCACUGAAGUGCCAAUUUUCGUCGUCGACUGGGAAUUGGCUCAACUUGGCUUGCCAAGUGUCGAUUUUGGACAGAUGAUCGCUGAGAUGUACGCUCUAUGGCUGUACAAGUCCAUAACUGCUGGCCUGUGGAUGAUGAAGGGGUUCAUCGAAGCGUACGGUGACAUCAGCGAGGACUUUGCCUUCCGUACUGCCAUACAGGUAGGCACGCAUCUCCUUUGCAUUACAACUACGUUCCCAGGGUGGGGACCACCUGAACAGGUUGAAAAGGUGGCUUGUAUUGGGAGAGAUGUCAUAGUACACGCCUGGAAGAGGGAUCAUGCUUGGUUCAUAAAGGGUGACCUCGCAGGCCUCUUCAAGGCAACAGUUAAUUCCUGA
Molecule: messenger RNA, 1131 nt
Organism: Colletotrichum truncatum
Lineage: Eukaryota; Fungi; Ascomycota; Sordariomycetes; Glomerellales; Glomerellaceae
Source: RefSeq, a predicted model, not a curated record